Messenger RNA from Jaminaea rosea, 918 nucleotides. Its product is annotated as sure-like protein. The record is from RefSeq and is a predicted model, not a curated record. Gene Ontology annotation, molecular function: nucleotidase activity. The transcript has a single exon. The annotation marks the transcript as partial. Lineage: Eukaryota; Fungi; Basidiomycota; Exobasidiomycetes; Microstromatales.
UACGGCGUCAAUGCCGGCGGCUACAAGAAUGUCAAAUCCUCGCCGCGCAAGCUCAAGAUCAUCCUCACCAACGACGACAGCUGGGAAUCGGCCAAUAUCCGCGCCACGUACUACGCGCUGCGCUCCGCAGGCCACAACGUCACCAUCGCCUCUGAGGCGCACCAACAGUCCGGGACGGGAGGAACUGUCAAGCUCCCCGUGAACCAGACGAUCGUUACCCCUGGUCGUGGCGAUUCGAUCCCGGCAUCUGCGCCCUACUUCGGACGCAACGAGACGGACCCGGCCAUCACGUACUUCGAUGGCACGCCUACCGCUGCGGUGUUCUGGGCGCUGGACCAAGUCAAGUACUUUGGCGAUGACGGACCAGACCUCAUCGUGAGCGGGCCCAACGAAGGGACCAACUUGGGCCCUUUCCUCUACACGCUGAGCGGUACCAUCGGUGCCACCUACGCGGCCAUUGAGCGCGGCUAUCCUGCUAUGGCUUUCUCCUCGUCGUCCAAGGCGCGCAGCUACAAGACUCUCGAUGUGGACAAUGCACAGGACGAGAGCAACAUCCUCGGCACCCAGAUUGCCAACUUUGUCUCGGCUUGGUCCCAGCAGAACAAGCAGGGACGUCUCCUGCCUCAAGCCAUUGGUCUCAACAUCAACUUCUCACCCACAACGUCUUCCUGCCCGAACCAGAAGCCCAAGUGGGCCACGACCCGCCUGACAGGCAAGGCCAACAUCGACAAGCUCGUCGUAGGGAGCAACAAUCUCCCUCAGUACGAGGAGUACGCCACUCCCGAGGGGACUGGCUUGAACAAGUGCAACAGUGGGGAUUGCUCCCUUCCCGGUGAGACGGAGUACAUCGAUGGUGGGGACUGCAGAGCGAGCGUGAGCAUCUUUAGCACAGACUAUGAUGCGCCAGUGGACAAGACG